Messenger RNA from Anopheles nili, 819 nucleotides. Its product is annotated as trypsin-7-like. Lineage: Eukaryota; Metazoa; Arthropoda; Insecta; Diptera; Culicidae. Bases 1 to 819 code for a protein of 272 amino acids. Gene Ontology annotation, molecular function: serine-type endopeptidase activity. Gene Ontology annotation, biological process: proteolysis. The record is from RefSeq and is a predicted model, not a curated record. The transcript has 3 exons.
AUGGCGAUAAAGUCGUUGCUCGUGGUGGCACUGCUGGUAGGCAGUUGUUUGGCCAGUUGGGAGGAGGAUCUGUACCUGUCGAAGCGUCGCCUACCGCGAGGUCUGGUGCCACCGAUCGUCCCACCACCCAACGGUCGCAUCGUUGGAGGUUCCGAGGUCAACAUCGCUAACUUCCCGUUCCAGCUGUCUCUGCGUCAGAAUGGAGCCCACAUUUGCGGUGCUUCAGUGAUCUCUAGCAACUACGCUCUAUCGGCUGCCCACUGUACCUUCCCGGCACCACCAGUCACGGCGAUCACACUCCGUGGUGGAAGUUCCGACCGCACUGCUGGAGGAGUUCUCUUCCAGGCAGCGGAAAUCAUCAACCAUCCGUCGUACUCGGACGCCAGCCUGGACUUUGACGUGUGUGUCAUCCGUAUCACGACGUCCUUUAUUGGAGCCAACAUCGCUGCAAUCCCGUUGGCCCCAGAGGGCACGGACUACCCGGCUGGAACGCGUACAGUUGUUUCGGGCUGGGGUUUGACCAGUCCCAUCGGUUCGCUACCGUUGAACCUGAUGGCGGUCGAUUUGCCGCUUAUCUCGCAGGAUGGUUGCCGCAGUUUCUGGGGCGCGGCUAGUCUCACCGAUAACAUGAUCUGUGCCAGUGAGUCGGGCCGAGACGCAUGCAAUGGUGAUAGUGGAGGUCCGCUGACCAACAACGGUCGCCAGAUCGGUAUCGUGUCCUGGGGAUCGCCCUUGUGCCAGGGUAACCUGCCGGGAGUGUAUGCCCGUGUUGCUGCACCAGGCAUUCGUUCGUUCAUUCGUGAGACCACAAACGUAUAA